GCGUCACAAUAAUAGCGGGACUUCAGAAUCAUUGAACUUGCUUGUUUGUAUUUGUUUAUAUAUUUUUUUAAGCACAAUACAGUAAGAGAUGUCUCUUUCGAAAAUAAUAGCGUUUUCAAAAAACUCUGUCUCUACCGUUUAUGUUAACAACUUUGAAAGUCCCGUCGGCCAAGUUACAGCUGCAGCUGACGAUGAUUUUUUAUACAUCGUUACUUUUGAGGAUUCAAAAAACUUUGAAAAGCAUUUUGAUACUCUAGCAAAAGAAUUAUCAUGUAAAUAUAUCGAAAGUAAAAACAAAGUGUUAGAGAAAUUUGAAAAAGAAUUUACAGAUUAUAUUGAUGGUAAACUGAAGAAUUUUACGGUGCCCAUUAAAACACAUGGUUCAGACUUUCAAAAGGACGUAUGGAAUAAACUUCUGGAACUGCCGUAUGGAUCUACACAAACAUAUGGUGAUUUAGCGAAAGCUUUGGGUCGGCCGCCGAGCCAUUCUCGAGCUGUCGGGGCAGCUUGUGGCGCUAACGCCUUGUUGGUAGUAGUGCCUUGUCACAGGCUCAUUGCAUCAGGAUCUAAAGGCGGAGGCUAUGAUGCUGGUGUUGACAGGAAAGACAAACUUAUUCAACUUGAAAAAUCAAAUUCGUAAUCGGGUUCUUGGUGUUCAAAAUUUACAAGACUCCCCAUUUUAUAAAAAUCAUGGGAUUUCUGUGAUAGGUCUAGAAUAAGCUUCAUCAAGAGUAAUGCACUUGCAUAAGUAAUACACAUAAAAAAGUUUCAUAUGCAGUCUCUCCCAGCUUACCACUGAAGUGGUUGGUUCAUAUAAAGGCAACUAAAAAGGUCAAAAACUGUGUAAUGUAAAGGUAGUUUGUAAAUGUAAGUAACAAUAAAAAAGAGUUCAAAUAACAAAUAUGAUAUAUUUCAAUUCACACUUUGUAACAAUAUUAUGGUGUAUGUUACCACCACGGAAGCUAUAGAAACUAAAAGCGAGAAGUUCAAUGUGAAGAAACCUGCCAUGUUGAAGCAUAUGGGGCGAUCUUGUAAUAAUGACUGUAAGUCCUGUAUUGCUGACCGCAGGGUUACAUCUGUUUACAAAAAAAUAACUUAUUAUCAUUUCGAGUUCAGUACCUUAGUAAUUGGUAGGUAAAGGUCACUGCAUAUAUUGAUAAUGCUAAAGCCAUAACAGGCUGUUUGCUGACCCUACAUUCCUACUGAAUUUCAGGAAAAUAGUCAAUUUCUUGCAGAGUGCUGCUUAAAAGAUCUUUGCAGCCAAGCAAGUCAAAAUAGGUUGUCUUUACUGUUUGUACUGUAAAGAGAAACAAUAUGUAGAUUAUGUUUAUACUAUAGGUAUUUAACUACGAUUUUUUUAUCGACUUUAUCGACUAUCGGGAGCUUUUUAGUUAUGCCGCGAUAAAAACAAAAAAACCAGAGAAAGGAUUAUAAUCGUCGCACACGCAUUCAUACACGCUCUUACUCGACAACUCACCACCGCUAAGGCUCUAGCCAGCGAAUUUCCGUGUAUAGUUAUCGGCACGGAUAAUGAGCUCGAGUACACUUAAGGCAAUAAAUCACUUCUGCGCAGGUGAUGGUCAGGGCUCAAUAUCCUUGCCGAUAAUUAUAACCCCGUGUACGCGCUAGAUUUUAUUGCAGCACCGUAAACGCUCAUAGAUACGAUCGGAAAACUAGUUUAAACUCGCACUUAUUUAAAACAAAAGUAAUGGACGAUCUACUUACCAGGAUUCUUAUUAAUCAGUAAAUGAUCAAUGACGUUGAGGAUCCGCUCUCUCUGCCGAUAGGCUUGCUCGCAACGGUUUACCAAAGUUAUUAAAAUGGCAGCGCAAGUUAAAAAGCGAACAAAUCCGGACACUCCCGGCAAAAAGUUGUAGCCCGCGCUGUUGUAUAGGGUUCGCUAAAAUUAAAGCCAGUUUUUAAUUAGGAUGUGUUAAAACAUGGGUGAAUGUAAAAGCUAUCUCAAUCCACCAGACAGAUAUUACCUGUGACCCGACGAUAAUUCUUAUAGCUAAAUUCAAUAUCUUCACCAUAUCGAAUAGCAGACUCGUUGUGUUCAGUAGAAUCUGAAAGAUUAAACGGUUUCUUAGGUUUUAUGCUCAAUAUCAGGGAGAGAAAGAAAUGUUUUGUUCCUGCAGUUACUUUGUUUUAUGUAUGUAGCUAGUUGUGCAAGAGCCAUAAGCCCUGAUAAUUAUCGUAGCUAUGUAGGUACUUACCCGAAAUCCGUACAUUUUGUUAAUAAACAUAACUUGUUCCGUUAGCAAGAGGUAACAUUUAGAGAGCCGUUUUAUUUCAUGACUGUCUAUUGAACGUGCCUUGAAACUUUGAUCUGGCGAUCCAUCUUCGCCAUGCAACCAAUUCUUGUUACGUAUACAGUCUGCUAACAUCCCAACAGGACAGGCGCUUGCACAUUUGUAGCAAUUUUUUAUAAAAUUGUUGAUAAUUCUUAGCCGAACUUCAACUUGUAUUAUAUUUGCAAUCAAGUCUAAUGUAGCCAGAAUUUUAAUAAGGAGAUACAGGUAUGAAAGUGAAUGUACGACUGGGAUCAUCCAACCGUAGGUAAUGACCCAUGCUCCUAGAUCAGUAAAAGAACUUAUGAACCAAAUGACUAAGAAAAAAGUCAUAGUUUUUAACAGUCUCCGUUUCAUUUCAGCGUAGCAACUAGUUUCUAGACAAACAUCAAUUAUUUCGAACUGUCUGAAGUAUUCUAUGUACAAGUUCCUCCCAAAUUUAUAGACAAAGAAUAGAUCGACAGUAUACUGGAAGAAGUCGCAAAUCAUCUGUGCCAUGUCUGUUACUCUGAUAGAAAUAUCCAACCUGUUGUAAACAUAUUUUGUUUUGUAGUACAAGCAGUAGGAGCUCAAACAUCCGAAUAUGGAACAGGCACAAAUGCUUUUGAUGAGCAUGGAUGUCUUGUUGGGCGCCACAUUGCCGUUAAUAGCAAAAACUUUUAAAAUCCUUAUGAUUGGUAUCAUUGAGUUGUAUGAUUUAUUAUUGAAAUCUCCAGGUUUUAUAAUAUCACUGACUUGCAUGACUGUGGUUCCGUAAACACUGUUAACGAAUUCACUAGUUGCAACUAGUAUAGCAAUGGUUUAAAAAUAUAAACGUUGAAGGGCCUACCCUUGUACAACUACGAUCAGCACAUUCGUAUGAUAAACAUCAAUCAAUGGAACGACGUUUACAUUAAAUUAAUGAACCAUUUGAAGUGGCAGGCUCUAAUAAUGUUAAUAGCAUGCUAGUGGACAUAGGUAAUUUGUUUGCGUAUAUACAAUAGUGGGUAUUUCUGUCGGUAUGUAACUUGCAUACUUACAGUAUACCUACCUAUUGUAGGUAACGUGCGUUUAUGUAGGUAAUGUUUUAGCAUAAUAAGGAUUCGUAAUGAGUAUAAAAAAAUAAACCAUUUUAAGAUAUAUA
Molecule: messenger RNA, 3414 nt
Organism: Helicoverpa zea (corn earworm)
Lineage: Eukaryota; Metazoa; Arthropoda; Insecta; Lepidoptera; Noctuidae
Product: methylated-DNA--protein-cysteine methyltransferase, inducible
Biological process (GO): DNA repair
Molecular function (GO): methylated-DNA-[protein]-cysteine S-methyltransferase activity
Source: RefSeq, a predicted model, not a curated record